AUGGAUUUUUUCUCUGAGUUUCAGCCGGCAUGGCGGUCCCUUUGCCUCACCUACGACCCCUCUUUGAUCGAAUGGACAACCGUCUGCGUCUCCCAACUAGUCGGGUUCCUCCUCCCGGGACUGGUCUUCUUUAUGUUAGAUCUGUUACAGCCGAAAUGGGCAAAACCAUGGCGGAAGCCAGCCCAGUUUCCAACCCACCUCAAGUUGUGGAAGAUGGUUCAAUGCUCAAUAAGGAACAUGUUGACUGGGUGGAUUCUCCAUGGACUGUACCUCUGGUGGGCGUACCCUCGGACUCUGUUCGUGGUUGACAGCCAGCUUCCCACAUGGAAAUUAGCUGUUGGACAGUACAUCGGGGUCUUCCUGCUCGGAGAGGGUCUUUUCUAUGUCUUCCACAGGAUGAUGCAUGAGAACCGAUGGCUUUAUCUGAAGAUACACAGUAUCCACCAUGGAACGGGAGUGGCACCAACCGGGAUGUCAGUGUGGUAUGGGCAUGUCGUGGAUCAUUUUGUGUUCAAUGGGUUGCCGUUGGCGCUGGUGACGCUGUUGCCGGCGAUGGUUCUGCAAGCUCAUAUCUUGGUCGUGGAGGCGCUGUCCGUGUUGGCCCUGGUGAGUGGUGUGGUGAGCCAUAGUGGGUAUUAUUAUCGAGAGAAGACGGUAUAUGAUCACUGGGCGCACCAUGAGAAUUCGUCCAAGAACUUGGGGGCCUAUGCCAUGAUGGACCUGUUGUUCAACAGCUAUACUGCCUCGCGUUAAGCAUUCUCAUGGUCCGACACAAGACGUUGAUUGUCAAGCACUUUGGUUGUGGAUGAUUUGAAUGAAAUGGCAGGCUUGGUGAAAGUACUAUACAUAUUGGAAGGAG
Aspergillus ibericus CBS 121593 is the source of this 859-nucleotide messenger RNA. RefSeq names its product sterol desaturase family protein. Bases 1 to 753 code for a protein of 250 amino acids. Lineage: Eukaryota; Fungi; Ascomycota; Eurotiomycetes; Eurotiales; Aspergillaceae. Gene Ontology annotation, molecular function: C-4 methylsterol oxidase activity; iron ion binding. The record is from RefSeq and is a predicted model, not a curated record. The transcript is spliced from 2 exons. Gene Ontology annotation, biological process: ergosterol biosynthetic process.